Molecule: messenger RNA, 2843 nt
Organism: Cuscuta campestris
Lineage: Eukaryota; Viridiplantae; Streptophyta; Magnoliopsida; Solanales; Convolvulaceae
Source: the annotation of a GenBank genome assembly
AGUUAUUUCGUCGAGGUCGGUGUUAAUACGAGUCAAGCAAACGAUGCGUGACGAAAUUAGUAUAUCGAUGACAAUGACCUUAGUUAAUAAGAAUUGAAUCUGAUGCGGUAGCUUUGUUGAAGAUCAGCGUUAGCCUGGCUGACUGAUGUAAAUAUCUUCAUGUCUCGCGGAGACCAUCUUCGAUCAAAGUGCCUCAGAUUAAGGGCUUAAAUGAAUUGGGCGUCCCCGAUGUGAGCUUUGCUCACUUUCUGCUGAAACCAAUGUGCAAUCGGUGUACCCAAUUCGAUUGGGCUCAGACUUAUUAGAAAAUAUGUGUCAGACCGGUGUGAGACCAGUGUACCAGUUCGACUGGGUCACAUAUUUUCUUUAUUAUACUGAGCAAGACCGGUGUAGUAACCAGCGUGCCAGGCCAGGCCUGUGUCUCAGUCUUCCAAUAAGAUAAUGCUGCUGGCCGGGCCAGAUCAACAUUGGAGAAUUAACCAUGUCGGAUGGUUUCGAGCCCUCUCCAAGGCCCAAAAUGCACUCUUCUUCCAGGGCCCCCUCUUCCGGGUGAUUAAGUCUUUUAAUGGCCCUUUGAUAUUUACUAUCCCGGGAAGGCCUUAGCUCACCCCCCGUUCAAGUCUUCCCUGAGAAGGGGGAAAUAGGAUGCGCCACGGUGGACGAUCCCUUUCUAUUUCUUUUAAUGGGCAUCUUUUAGUCCCCAAUCAAUUUGACGGCACGGGCUGAUUCCCCGAUACCGGUCAAACCUCAUGGGCCCGUGUAAGUACGGUUCGAAACUUCUUCCAGGUCCAGCCCUCUUGCAGGCAUACCCUCUUCCGGGCCCCUCUUCCGGGUUUAUUAUUUUUUUAUUUUAUACUGAGCAAGACCGGUGUAGUAACCGGCGUGCCAGGUCCGGGCCUGUGUCUCAGUCUUCCUUUCCCAUUUUUGUAACCGUAUGGAACAAAAAAGGAUGCAAUUAUUUGAAGGUGAACUUCAUGCAAUGAUUUGUGGGACCAAAAUAAUGGCAUGUCUUGUACUUUUCCCAAUUGCCAUGUGAAUUCUUCGUCCACUCGAUUUGGAUGCUUUUAAAAUCAAGUGCCCCCUUCUUCUCAUUAAUUAAUGGUGGGCCCAUAUCUUUGUUAAGAAUAAGGCAUUCACGUGCUUGAAUUUGUCUAGCAUACUUUAACUCUUUGCUCUCACACUUUUCUUCUUUGGCAGUGAAAUCCAGCUGGUGCUUAUUGGCCAAGGGGAGAGGCACUAGGAAAAAGUUAAUAACCUUUCCGUACCCCAAUAAAGAGAACCCGGUGAGCUGAGUUUGCUCUCCUCUGCGCCGGUCCACUCCAUCACGGAACUACAGGACGCCGACGAAGAGACGCCAACAUCGACGAGCUCUUCACCGUCCCGAGCAGCACCUUCUUCAUCAUCUUCGUCUCAGGCCCAAACCCGCAACUGUUCCCCGCUCUCCCGGCGGCGCGUGAGCGGCACUCGCCCUAGCCGCGACCUUCUUCCUUGAAUCUGAACAACCAUUUAUGGCCGCCCCAGGAGACUAGAUAGUCUAGAUCGGGAACCCGUCCAUUCUGAUUCUCCUGGUGUCUCUGAAUUUCCACCUCAAAUGCUUGAUUUGGAGGACCCAUUUGCCGUCCACGUAGAAAUACGAUAUCGGGUCGUCGCCGGAGAUCCAGCUCUCUAUGCAUAUGUUUCAGUCCUUGCCGUGGUUAUAGGCCUUGGCCCCAGGAAUUUGUUCCCUAGUUUUGAAGUAGGCUUCUCUUUGGAGGUUUCCGGCGAGAAGGACGAUUUUGCCGUUGACGACGUCAGCAAUGUAGAAUCCGGAUCUGGGUUCCAUUCUCAACCUGGAUUUGGCUCUCUAAAGAUCCCGGAAGAUGUGGGCAUUCUUGAUUUUUCUGCCGCUGCGGAUUUGAAGCCUUUUGGACCCCUGCUUUUUCCAAAAGAUGAGGGGCGUGAUGAGCGGCAGUGGCGGGUCUGAGAAACGACGGCGAUGGAUCUGAGCAGCGGCAGCGACGACGGAUUUCAGCAGCGGUGACGGUAGGUUUGAGCAGCGGCGGCGGCGGCGAAUCUGAGCAGCGGCAGCGACGGCGGAUUAGAGCAUUGACGGCGAUGGCGGAUCUGAGCAGCGGCAGCGACGGCGGAUUUGAGCAUCGAUGGCAGCAAUCAACUUCCUCUAUUUGAUAAUGACUUUGGAUUUUUACCGCGGCUAUCCUCAUCGGAGGUUGCGAGGGUGGAUUGCAGCGGCGGUGGCUCUCGUCCCUGUGGCAAAAUGGUGGCUUUGAGAGAUCAAGGACAUCUAGCACCAUAGAACCGCGGUGGUGCUCCUCUGACCAUUCUUCCUAUUUUCUUCAAGAUCUCUCCCUCUUGUUUUUUUUGCAAAAUUCAAGAAAAGCUUCAUACUCUCCUCUUUUUUUUUGUUUCUCACACCUUUGGCUGUGCAAGAUGGCCGAACAAAGAUGAAGCUUUUUGAUCAGGUCCCACGGUCGGCGCCAAAAUGAUGGUGUAAAUUAUCGAUCAGUAUAUCGUUUUAGCCCGACAAAACGAUAAACUAGUCUAAAAAAUACACCAAACUAUAAACAGGAGGAUUUUGACGUGGAAACUCAAAUCGGGAGAAAACCACGGGCCUUUUUUGGCGGUACCUUGCCAAUGGGGGAUUUUUAUUAAUAUCGGGGGUGUGUACACGGUACAUAAUUUAGGCGUAGAAGCCAUUAAUGGAAUUGGCCUCCCCAACAAUUAGGGCAACCCUCCCUUUUAUAGGAGAGGGUGAGAGCAUCUACGGAGGAAUAUUCUCUCAUUCCUCUAUUUUAUUAAACAGGCCCGGUUUUACUGUUCUUUGUAAAUAAUUGGGAAAUAUGGGC